CCUAACCAUUUGCGCAAUCAUUAUGGACCCAGACUGCGAGCUGAUGGAUAUAUUUGAGAAAGAAAAAGGACAUACAGAGAAAGUAUGGGUAUUUCGGAAGCCUUUGAUAAUUUCUUUUUGUUUUCUGACAAUCUCAUAUGUAAUCAUCUUAGCACUCUUCAUAACUGUCUUCUACAAAGUUUCUACACUCAGUUUAAAAGUGAAUCAUUUGGAGAUUCCUAGAAACAACACAGCAGGCAUCAAUAUUUUGGACCUUAAGACGUUAAAUGAAAUGAGGAGUAAUGCUUCUGAAUUUGCUUCAAAACUGAGAAAGUUGGAAACUUCUACAAAGACAGACACCACAGGAGUUUCUCAAAUGGACCUUGUUAACAAGUUAAAUGAAGUUAGAAGUAAUGACACCACAGGAGUUUUUCUAAUGGACCUUGUUAACAAGUUAAAUGAAGUUAGAAGUAAUGUUUCAGAAAUUGCUUCAAAACUGAGAGAGUUGGAGAAUUCUACAAAGAAGGUAGGCUGCGACUUUGGAUGGUUUACCUUCAGAGACAGCUGCUAUUAUUUUACAAUCAGAAAGAAUACCUGGACAACUUCCCGAUCUACCUGUUUGGAAUGGAAAGUGAUUUGGUUGCAAUUACCUAGUGCGGAAGAACAGAGAUUUCUCUAUUCAAAAUCUUCUGAAUUCGACUAUUGGAUUGGUUUAUCUGAGAUAGACACUGAAGGUGUGUGGAAGUGGUUGGAUGGGACAGACUACGAAACAUCAUACAAAUACUGGCAGACGGGAGAGCCAAAUGAUCAUAGCAACAAAGAAGACUGUGCUCAUGCGACAAAAACUGGGCAGUGGAAUGACAUAGCAUGUUCAAAUAAAUAUUAUGCCAUUUGUGAGAAAAAAACUUUGAAAAACUCUGUUUAGGGAAGUCAUAGGCCAGCUGCCAAUGCACUGCACGAAUGUGGCAUGAUUAUUACUCAGAAAAGCUCAAAACAUAAAUCCUACAAACUAAUUAAGUUUAUACUUCUUAGGAAGUGUGGGCAGACUUGUUUGGCCUAUGGUUCUUACUGCUGCCAAAGUUUAUGAUUCUAUGACAAAAUAAUCUCAAUAUUAUCUUUUUUUUAUUAACCUUGUGAUUUUUUUAAUGGUAUCAUAAACUAGCUACACAUCUUUAAAAAUGUAUAGUAAGCUUCUUCAAGUUAUGGACUUCUUGGGCUCUUAGUAAGAAGCUUUAUUUUGUAUUUUGAUUUGCUCUGUUGAUAAAUUAAUAAACAGUGAUUCAGGUGAAAA
Bombina bombina (fire-bellied toad) is the source of this 1270-nucleotide messenger RNA. RefSeq names its product CD209 antigen-like protein C. Lineage: Eukaryota; Metazoa; Chordata; Amphibia; Anura; Bombinatoridae. The record is from RefSeq and is a predicted model, not a curated record. The transcript has 11 exons. The coding region runs from base 23 to 904 and encodes 293 amino acids.